Gryllus bimaculatus (two-spotted cricket) is the source of this 615-nucleotide messenger RNA. NCBI's taxonomy places the organism in Eukaryota, Metazoa, Arthropoda, Insecta, Orthoptera, Gryllidae. The record is from the annotation of a GenBank genome assembly.
UAUGAUGAUCAAAACAACACUCUUCAGACAAGUUACAAUUCUAAAUCAACCAAGAAAUUGAAGAAUACAGAAGGACAUGCAGAUUCUGGUUUACUAGAUAAUGAACAACAUGCAUCAAGAUCAAUAACCAAAAGAAAAAAAAAAGACAGAAGUAAGAGAAGUGUUUCAUUGGUAUCACUAGACAAUUUACCAGGUACUCCAACGGAUGAAAAUCGUUAAAUGAUGCCAAUGAAGAAAAGAAAAUAAUUUUUUCAUACAAAAUUUUAUUGCAUUAUUUGUAUCUUUCCAAUUUCAUUAUUUGGACUGAACGUAUUUUCAAUACUCUUUGAAUAUAUUUUAUUUCUAUAGGUUUCUUUUAAAACCCUCAGAAGAAUAUUAUCAUGUCAAUGAGAGAAGAUCGAAACUUUGAAUUAUUAGAAUAACAUAAUCAUCAAUGACUACUACAUAUUAUUCACAUCAUUUUGCAAGAAUAUUAAAACUCUUGUUACUCAGUCAUUUUAGCAUGCUGUUUCUACUUCUUUAGAAUAGUUAUUUAAUGUUAGUUGAGUCAAUUUGUGCAAUUUUAAAGACUGAUAAAUGCACAUAAGAACAAUUUAUGUAUGUUUGUUAAAUUCA